AUGGCCGUCAGGUCUAAAGGCUAUCGACCUGUCUCCGGCUCUAUACACAUUGGUGAGUCGUCCUCGUCGUCCUCCUCGUCGUCAAGUGAAGAUGAUGGUAAGCGAGACGUGACACGCACGCGGAAGAUUAAUAGAAUCAUGGGGGAUACGAUAAUGGAAGAGGAAGAAGAUCGGGAGGUUUCUAAAGCGAGGAGCCCUUACUCGUCAAGAUUUUCCUGGCCAUCUAACCGACAGUUCAUCUCGGCUGGGAUUGGGCUAGUUGCGGGAAGCAUCGCUGCGCUACUUCCCCUUGGUUUCCCCUCUGCUGACGCUGCCGCCCAGCGAUGUCUGGGGAUCUUGGUCGCUGCGGCCAUCUGGUGGGUUCUCGAGCCCUGGCCGCCGUAUGUCACUUCCCUUCAUUUGGGGCUGCUUAUUGUUAUUUCUCGCGUCAUGCGGGUUCCAGAUCCAUCGUCAAUGGCGUUGGUUCCUGCCAGGAUUGUUGGGAGUGAAAUCGGAGAAUCCGAAGCUUUACCCCCGUCCGCCGCUGCAAUACUGGUGUCUGCAGCUUUCUUCGACCCGGUUAUAUUUCUAUUCAUUUCCGGCUUCGCUAUGGGUCAGGCAUUGGAGAAGUUUCAUAUAACGGAAAGGCUCGCGACCAGAUUGCUUUCGAGAGUGUCGACUGGUGGUGAUCGUCUUGCCAUUGUUAUAUUGCUAUUGGGACUGUUAGUCUCGGGAGCACUAUCGAAUGUGGCAGCAGCAGUUUUAUUAACAGCGGUGGUAGCGCCCGUAGCAAGAGAGUUGACGGAUUCUGAAUCGAAGAGAGCUAUAUUGGGAGUGGCAUUUGGUUGCAACGUCGGUGGCAUGAUCACGCCGAUCGCCUCCCCUCAGAACGUUAUUGCUCUCGUGGCUCUGCGUUCGAAUGGCGGCUCUGAUCUGUCGUUUAUGCAAUGGAUCAUUUUCGCUCUCCCUGUUUGCGCAAUCGCAGCUGCGUCAGUUUUCGUGGUGUUGAAAUUUAUGUAUAACGGAAGGCGGAGCGAUGCGAAAAUGGUGGAGAUGACUGAGAGGCGACGAAAUUCUAGUGAGGGUAUAGUAGCAAUAACCGUGUUUUUGUGGAUGAUAUUCGAUAUAGUGGGACUUGACGGUGUAUUUGGAAGUAUGGGAAUGGUCGGGCUGAUGGCUGUCGUAGCUCUACAUAGUCUGGGCAUUUUAACGACGGAAGAUUGGCAUGGCAUGCAGUGGUCCGUCCUGACGCUACUUGGUGGAGGUGUAGCUCUCGGCAACGCAGUGGAGAGUUCGGGCCUUUUGCGUAUUAUAGCUGAUGAAAUAUCAAAGUCUUUGGAAGGAUCAAGUGUCUGGGCGAGCGCGGUUUGCUUCUUCCUCUGCACGGGUUUGGUCGCCAACUUCCUCUCCUCGACAGUGUGUGCCAUUGUGGCCUUGCCUGUUGUUGCUAAGGUUGGCGCUGUUGUUGGACAUCCACGCUUGUUUACGGUUGGGUGUGCGUUUAUGACGUCAGCAGCGAUGGGUCUGCCUGUGAGCUCGUUCCCUAAUGCAAACGCCGCAGGAGUGGUCAAUCUGUCGCUGCCUGGAGCGCCAACUACCCCAAUACUACAGUCAAGAGACUUUGUAAAGUCAGUCAUCAUAAGCACUGUGGGGUAUGCAUGGGCUAUGUUCCUCGGCUGGUACCACAAAACUUGUCCCCUUUUUCCUAUCGUUCUUGCUGUAAAUAUAACAACCUCAUCUAAAGGCUCUGAGUUUAUUGCCAAUGUCAGUCGCUGA
This is a messenger RNA of Perkinsus marinus ATCC 50983, 1755 nucleotides long. Its product is annotated as Membrane protein, putative. Gene Ontology annotation, cellular component: membrane. Gene Ontology annotation, molecular function: phosphate transmembrane transporter activity. The record is from RefSeq and is a predicted model, not a curated record. Bases 1 to 1755 code for a protein of 584 amino acids. The transcript is spliced from 15 exons. Gene Ontology annotation, biological process: phosphate ion transport; monoatomic anion transmembrane transport; polyphosphate metabolic process. NCBI's taxonomy places the organism in Eukaryota, Perkinsozoa, Perkinsida, Perkinsidae.